GAGAACUCGAACCUUAUUACGAUGGGAUACAAAGUCGUAAAAGAUACGCAAAAUUUUGGAAAGGAGUCGAAUAUGAUCCCGAACUUAUUAAAUUUCAAAGUUCUGACACCUCAAGGGCUGGUGCGUCAGCAAUGGCAUUUGCUGAAGGAUUGUUCAAUGGCAAGGGGCCUUUGGACACUUGUAAAAGUCAACCAGUGUACAUUUCGUCUUUUCCGCGAGAUCAAGAUUAUGUGUUACAGCCGCAAAUUGCCUGUCCACGUUGGAAUCGAACCGUAUUCAAUAAUCCAUAUCUCCUCGAGCAAAUGAAUAUUUACGGCAACAAGACUUUGGCACCAAUUGCCGAGCGUAUUUCCAAAGAAUACAACAUUAGUUCAUCAAUUGACCCACAAUUAAUACCAUAUAUUUUUACUUACUGUCAGUUUUGGGUCGUUCAUUUUAAUCGAACUGAUACGUGGUGUUCAUUACUCAGCCCUAAAGAACUUCUAUCAUUACGAUAUUAUUGGGAUAUUCUCCACUAUCAUCGUCUUCAAUAUGGUCAUCCUUUUAACAAGCGUAUGGGUUGUGUUUAUCUUACUCAACUUGUAACUGGAGUUGAUGAUUUUUUAAAUGGGAAGUCUUAUAUGAUUGCUGAUCUAAAGAAUGGUCAUAGUUAUUCAUUACUUGGGCUGUUCACUUCAUUG
Messenger RNA from Funneliformis mosseae, 680 nucleotides. Lineage: Eukaryota; Fungi; Glomeromycota; Glomeromycetes; Glomerales; Glomeraceae. The record is from the annotation of a GenBank genome assembly.